AUGAAGUAUAGUGUUGUGGUCUUAGUGAUUGUGGUUUACCUUUACGAUGCGAAAGCCAGUGGACACAGGAAUUACAAAAGACAUUCCGCUGAAGAAAGUAGCAGAACUAUUACCUCUGAAAAUUCCUCCGUGGAAACAAAAGCUGCAUCACUAGAAUCCUAUUUGAGUUUUGGAUUAGAAAAUUUGGGAUAUGUUGAGUCUUGGUCCAAUAGAACAAAUAUAACGCAAUCUGAAACAUCUUCGGGCUUUGCAACAACAAUUACAACACCACAAUCUUCCACAAUUCCUACUCCUGCAAUUUCAGUUCAAUCAGUUGGUUAUUCUGGUCUCUUGGUACCAAAUACAAUACCUGAAUCAACAAAAAGUUCAGAAACUACAACAGAAAAUAGUAUAAUAGAUACAUCAGUUCCGAAACGAACUACAACAAAAAAAUCGACAACAUACGCAAGCACAGCAACACCUUUAGAACCUGCUACAUCAACAUCUUUGCAGUUUGUGAGCACGACAAGAUCUGCAGAACCUACAAGGACUACAGGGUCAUCAGAAGCUACAACAUCAACUACUACAUCAACAACAACAUCAACAACAUCUUCUACAACAAUCUCAUCAAAGUCAGACAACCUCAAGAAAAGAUCUCCAGAACCUGAAACAACAACAUCUCCUGCAACGCCAACGACAACCAUUACUUCAGAGUCAAGAGAGCCUUUGUCCACAGCAUCUCCAGAAUCUUCUAUUACUUCAAGUGCGUUCACUUCAUCAAAAUUGCUAUUGUCCAGUUCUUCAAUUACAUCGAACACUGUAGAUAAGGAUCCAAGAGAUGUUGUUUUUCCAGAAGGUUCCUACAACGAAGUACCUUCCCCUCAUUAUCGUAACCAGAACGAUCGUACAAGAGAAGAUUUCAAUCACUUCAGACGUUAUGGUUCAUUUUCGCAUUCACAUUCACAUCCCAACGAAGGAAGAUUUAGAUGGAGAGAUAAGGACAACAACAAUUGGCAACCUAGAAGACCUGAUCCUCGAGAACCUCCGAGCGUAACCGGCGAGGGUAUAAUUGAACCAAGAUUUCUCAGGACUGAAGAUCAAAAUCCAGUUGAAAGAAAGGAUAGGGCUGAAGUAGUUCGAUGUGAAUGCACACCUUGCCCGAAUCCUUACUACAUUGAACCUGACUUUGAUCGACAGUACUAUGGAGAUCCUAGAGACAGAUACUAUGGAAAUCGUAGGAGAAUGCAUCACUUCCAUCGUUCUCCGCAUUUAUAUUGA
This is a messenger RNA of Phlebotomus papatasi, 1257 nucleotides long. RefSeq lists its product as uncharacterized. The coding region runs from base 1 to 1257 and encodes 418 amino acids. NCBI's taxonomy places the organism in Eukaryota, Metazoa, Arthropoda, Insecta, Diptera, Psychodidae. The record is from RefSeq and is a predicted model, not a curated record. The transcript has 2 exons.